UAUUGGACGUACAUCCGCACAGCAGUUUCUGGCUGUGGUGGGUGGAUAUGCGUAUUACGUGCAGUCUGCACAUGCUGUCGUGGAGGACGAGAACAGAACACUCGAGGAGUUAGGGGAGGGAUAUUAAAGCAGCCCGCGCAGGACUGGCACUGCACUUGGUCUCCAGCACAGCACUUGGUCUCCAGCACCACCAGGUUCGACCGUUGGAGUGACAGCUCAGCUGCAACCCAACAAACCAAGGGCUCCGUUCCUCUCCCCUGUGCAACACACCUCAGUCAGAAUGGCUGAAGAAGAGCUUAUGUUUACCAUGGAGGAGGUGGGCAGCGUCCAAAAGGGUGGCAGGCAGAGGAGCAUUUCUUUCGGUGACGCCAACGCCAGUGACGAUGAAGAUGAUGAUUACUACAUCUGCUCCAUCACGGACGACCCUAUCAGCCCCACCAAAGACAUUUGCCACUAUAUGAAGAACCUCGUACACAACAAACAGCUGUCCAGCUCCCUGCCCAAAAAUGCUUUUGCCUACAGAACUACAAAGCAAUUAGAGCCAGAGAAGAGGGCCGUCAGGUUUGGGUCGUUAACCGAGAAAGGUCGGCCAUACUCUUUAUCUGCAUGCCGCUCCCACAGGAAUGGGAAGCCAGUCAUCUAUCAGCAAGCAAGGCACAAAGGAACUAAGUGGAAGAAUGCGAUCGAGAAAGCUCGGGCCAUGCCAGACCCCUGGGCUGAGUUCCACCUGGAAGAGGUGCAGACGGAACCCUGCAUCCGAUACAGGUACAAUGCUGUUACCGGUGAGUGGGCACAGGACCCAGUGUUCAUCAAGAUGUCUGGACAGCCCUUCGGAAGAGGAGCCAUGAGGGAGUGUUUCAGAACGAAGAAACUCUCAAACUUUUCCCAUAGCAGCAAGUGGACAGCCGCGUCCAACUACGUGGCAAAGCGUUACAUGGAGCCAGUGGAUCGUGAUGUUUACUUUGAGGACGUGCGGUUACAGAUGGAGGCCAAGUUGUGGGGCGAGGAGUACAACCGCCACCGGCCGCCUAAACAGGUGGACAUCAUGCAGAUGUGUGCGUUAGAGAUGACAGAGCGACCUGGUAAACCACUGUUUCAUCUGGAACACUACAUCGAGGGCAAGUACAUCAAGUACAACUCCAACUCGGGCUUUGUGCGAGACGACAACAUUCGCCUCACUCCUCAGGCAUUCAGCCAUUUCACGUUUGAGCGCUCUGCUCACCAGCUGAUUGUGGUGGACAUCCAAGGCGUGGGUGACCUCUACACUGACCCCCAGAUUCACACGUUACUAGGCACAGACUUUGGGGAUGGGAACUUGGGUGUCCGUGGUAUGGCCUUAUUUUUCCACUCUCAUUUAUGCAAUUCCAUUUGCAAAAGUAUGGAUCUCUCAGCCUUUGACCUGGCCCCCGCAGAGAAAACACAGCUGGACUCCAACCACAAACUGCUGAUGUCAGCACAGACCGUCCCGCGAGGCUGUGAGGAGAUUUGUGGCUCCCCCCGCGUCAGGACCAGCUCUUUUAACCGGGCGCCCCCUCUGCUCUCCCGGCUCUCGGAGACCUCAUCGGCAGACGACAACAUGAGUGACGCAGACUCCAUGCCCUGCUCCCCUUUGGGUAUUGGCACUGUCGACACCAGGUCACCUCUGGGCUGGUCAAUUACAAACGAGGCCAACGAAGCAGAGCAGAAGGAUUCAGAAAAUGGAGGAGACAGUGGUUACCCCAGUGAGAGGCGGAGUGAAGGGGACCCCGCAGACCAUGCUGAAAGGAUUCGCCCCAAUUACACCAGGCAUUACUCAGAGUCGGAUGAGGACAGUGUUCGACGGAAAAUGGUGGUUAAUGCCAGCAAGCACUUCCAAGCUGCAGAUAGUCCUCAGAUCCAAUCGCUCACAGAAGAUAAGUGGAGUUUCUACCACGCAUCUCGCUCACACAUCCACAGACCCUCCUGUGUCUCUGUGGAGGUGGAGAGGCUCAACGCUCUUUUACUGGAAAGGAAGAUUGGCAAAUCCAUACUGGGCCAGGUCCAUCUUGCGGUGGCGCAGUACCAUGAGGGCGAAAGAUUCUGUGAGAAGAAUGAGGCGUGGGACCAGGACUCUGCUGUGUAUCACCUGGAGCGGGCGGCCAUGUGUGGAGAGCUGCAGGCCAUUGUGGCCUUGGGCCAGUGCUACCUCCAGUUGCCCCACCAUAUUCUAUCUGAGACUAUACUGGAGGAUAGUGAGGAGAACAAGAAGAAGGGAUUCCGCUACCUCCUGCAGGCUGCUGAGGCUGGUGACCGACCCAGUAUGAUUGUGGUUGCCAGGGCUUAUGACACGGGUCUCACCCUCUCUUCCGAUAGGAAACAGGACUGGCAGGAGGCGGUUCAUUGGUAUGACCGUGUCCUUAACAUGACCGACCAUGACGAGGGUGGUGAGUUUGACGGCAUGCAGGAUGAACCACGUCACCUCCUGCUGGCCAGAGAGGCAGAGAUGUUUCAGGAAGGGGGCUUCAGCUUGGACUCAGAUCCCCAAAAAGCAGGUGACCUCUUCACAGAAGCAGCGGACGCAGCCAUGGAGGCGAUGAAGGGACGUCUGGCCAAUCAGUACUACAUGAAGGCUGAAGAGGCGUGGGCAUUGAUGGAAGAAUGAGAAAGCCAUUGUUCCCAUUAUGUGCCUCCAAAAAAAAAAGAAAUGUUUACAAGCAGCCUUUGAUGACUUUCUGGUGCUUUACAGAACAAAAAUCUGAUGUCUGGAUAAUGUCCUUGUCUUGUGUUUUUUAUCUCUCUCUCUCUCUCUCUCUCUGUCUGUCAUAUCCAACUUUUUUCAGGAGCCUUUAUUCCCCAAAAAAUGAAUAGUUCUGUUGGGGAAAGGUGGUUUACCUGAGGAGUUUUUCAGGGUCAAAUGUUUACUUUAACUUUUCCUAAUUUUGUAUAGUUUGUAUGUAUAGAGUGCGUUGUUGUGUGAGAACAUGGGAGAUUUUGCUAUGGCUGCAUGAAUGCUUCUUUGAUGUGAAAGGAAAGAGAAUGCUAGGAAUUUGUUGUCUCUGCCAACAUGGAAAUAAAAUAAAUAUUUGUAACCCUA
This is a messenger RNA of Clupea harengus (Atlantic herring), 3052 nucleotides long. RefSeq names its product eukaryotic elongation factor 2 kinase (gene eef2k). Gene Ontology annotation, molecular function: ATP binding; calcium ion binding; calmodulin binding. NCBI's taxonomy places the organism in Eukaryota, Metazoa, Chordata, Actinopteri, Clupeiformes, Clupeidae. The record is from RefSeq and is a predicted model, not a curated record. Gene Ontology annotation, biological process: response to differentiation-inducing factor 1; protein phosphorylation; myosin II filament disassembly.